This is a messenger RNA of Penicillium longicatenatum, 1584 nucleotides long. RefSeq lists its product as uncharacterized. The record is from RefSeq and is a predicted model, not a curated record. The coding region runs from base 1 to 1584 and encodes 527 amino acids. The transcript has 2 exons. NCBI's taxonomy places the organism in Eukaryota, Fungi, Ascomycota, Eurotiomycetes, Eurotiales, Aspergillaceae.
AUGACUUCAACGUCUAUACCUGUCAACGACCCCCAAAACCCACGAUGGCUUGUGGAUCUAGAGAAAUGGGAGAGUAUACCUUAUACCGAGGUUCCACAGGAGGCACUUUCCUAUCCAGGCUAUGGCGUUGUAUCAUAUACCUGGGGGUACAUCGUUGACAAAGGCCAUCCUGCCCCUAACCCACCAAAGGGUCUUCUCUGGGAUGUGCCAGGGAUCAAAGGAUGGAAACUUCCAGAGAUAAGAGAUAUCAUGAGAAAAAUCGGAUGUCGCUACAUUUGGUGGGACUGGAUGUGCAUCCCCCAGCAAGGCAAGGGCAUGAGACCAUUGAGCCCAGAACUUCUGGAAGUCCAAGGCCAAGAAAUCGGGAAGCAGAAGUUUAUCUAUAAGCGGGAGCGAAAAAGCAUGGUCUGGCUACAUUCAACCUCAUGGGCAGGGGACUCGGUUUUGAAAGAGCUACUCACUCUACCAACGUUAGACACUAUGUGUACACCUGCAGAGAUGCAGAAGUACAUUGACCAAGUGGCGGAUAAAUUUGAUGUUGCCCGAUCACAAGAGCGUUGGCUAGGCUCAGACUGGACAUUACAAGAAGGUGUACUGUUGGAUGAAACCGACCUCAUUGAUGGCCAAGGUAACGCCCUCCUAGGGCCUGAUUUUUGGACAAGUGACCGAGCCACUGUCUCUGAUCUCACGGUACCCACUAGACGACUGGCCUUAUACCUGGCCAUGGGGUAUUUUAUCAAAUCGGAAGGCCACGAGCCACCUCUCGGUGACUCAAGUCCUAAAGAAGCCUAUACGUGCUCCGAGUUGCCCGAGACCUGGCUCAGUCAAUCGUUGCAAACACUUCUCAGAUCGGGUUUCGUGGGUUUCUGGAGGGAGAGCCCCCUGGAGAUCCUCGCAGGCAAGCAAAAACGAAAAUAUAGUAGAGUUGCGGAUUCCUGUUGGGCUUUACUUGGGGCAUUGGGGAUCUCCGAUAUAGAGGUUACAUAUGAUGCUCCUAUGGACGAAAUCAAAAGAAGGUUGCUGGUGGCGCUUCUCGACAAGUAUCAAUGGAUCAUCUUAUGUCUACCGUUCCCGGAGAUGAACUUCAAGGAAGAGAAUGAUGAGUCGGUCGCACGAGGCUUCAAGUGGACUGAUCUUGUGGAUGGAGUAUUGCUUCCCGUCUACGCAUUUGCUGUGGAACAGUUCGAUCCUCCGGAAGGACUACCCACUCUGAGCUACACAUAUGAUCACCAGAUCAAGAUUGCUGCCAAAAAGGGGACCAAUGUUUACCGUCCGUCAAAGGAGGGUACUGCAUGGUUCCGCCAUUAUCGACAGGACGAUGAUGGGUUGAAGAUUGUUUCUAGCCGGAAAGUUGCAUUUGCAAAGGAUGGGCUCCUUAGUCAUGCCCAGUUGUUGCCAUUGCAUCUGAUAAAUAUGAAAGAUGGUGUUCUGGGACGAAGGUGCCUUGUUCUGCUGGAUCUACAGCAAGGAAGCAACGAAUCCUCCAAGGCCAACUCGAUGUCUUCUGUCUUUGGGGGCAUUAUAGACUUACAGAGUCUUGGGUCGGAUACUGUGCAAGUUGAUGAGAUUAUACUGAAGCCAUAG